AUGGCUGAUCCUGUUUCGCUGGUGGCUGCGGGGAUAGGAAUUGCUGAUGUUGCAUUUCGACUUGUCAAGUAUCUCAAAGAUAUCAAAGCAGCAGCUAAGACCAUUGACGAGGACAUCGAAGGUUUAAUCAAUGAGGUCGAAGGUCUACAAAAGGUGCACGGUCACCUCGAAAAGGAGUACCUUAAGAAUGUCACCAACGUUGAGAUGGGGGAUGACGAAAGGAGCCUUUGGACCAGCACUGGACAGACUCUCAAAAAUGGACAGAAGCUUACCGAGAAACUCGAGGCUUCGGUGAAGUCCAUAUACGGCGAUCACAGGCUGGCGACUGGCAGGCAGUCUGCUCGUCAAAACCAUGAGGAUCAAAAUGCUCAGUUGGAGCAGUUGGUUGCCGAUCUUCGAGACCUAAAGAAUCGAAUGGAGCAAGCGCAGCACUCAUCGCUGCCUCCAUACGAGACCAUAGCCAACACGACGGAGUAUCGCGACUUCAACAUAGAAUCGGUGUCAGUUGUGAACCAGCUCGGUAUUGCAAUCAAUAACAUUGCGCACAAUCCAAAGACCGAUGCCUCGAUGACGAACGAACAUUUCGAUAUUCCCAAGCCCGUUGAUCCAUUCUAUACUGGUCGUGAGGAUUAUGCAGAACGCUUGCGAAGCUGGUUCUUACCAGCUCCUUCUCGGAAGCAACGGGGUGAAAAGAUCGCAAAGGCAGAGCAAAAGCGCUUCGUUGUAUACGGGCUUGGAGGCGCAGGAAAGACGCAGUUCUGCUCCAAGUUUGCUCAAGACAAUCGACAAUACUUCUGGGGCGUCUUUUGGGUAGACGGCAGUAGCCCAUCGCGGUUGAAACAGACCUUCUCCCAGAAUGUAUCAAAGAUCGGAAAAGUGGACCUUAACGAGAACGCUGCGCUUCAUUGGUUAUCUAACCUCAGUUUUCCUUGGCUUCUUAUCAUCGACAACGCCGACGACCCCGACCUCAAGCUUGCCAACUAUUUUCCACGAGGGAACCGAGGUCACGUUCUUGUCACAACCCGCGAUCCCGGAAAAAAGGCUUACGGUACAGCUGGUGAAAAAUACUUCGAGUUCCAAGGACUGAGUACGAGCGAUGCAAGCAGUCUACUUCUGAAAGCAGCCGGCCAGUCAGAACCAUGGGACACGGUCGUAUCCAGCAUCGCUUUAUCCAUUGCCAAAGCGCUUGGUUAUCUUGCAUUGGCUAUCACGCAUGCAGGUCGGGCUAUCCGUGAAGAGUAUUGCAGGCUUAGCGAAUAUCUACACUACUACGAGCGCCAAUGGGAACUGACAAGGCAAAACAGACUUCCAGUGAAAGACAAAGACGCCGCUGACGAGCUGAGCGUCUUUUCGACGUUUGAACUGAAUCGAGAAGCUAUCGAGAAGCGAGGAACUAGAGCGUCUCGGGACGCACUCCAGUUGCUUGACACAUUCGCAUUUCUCCACAACCAGGACAUUCGAUACGACCUACUGAAGCGAGCUGUCGAGAACGCCCAGGUCGAACACCAGAAAGAAGUUGAAGACAAGAUCAAUGAACGCCAGUCUAAGGAUGCUAAGCCCAUACGCGACUGGUCAACGUGGUGCAAAGAAACUGCUUUCCUGGUUCUUGCAUAUUUCUACCAGAAUCGUAGUCCACCCGUCCUUCCGGUUAUCAUCCGAGAUGGGCGAAAUACGAGGAAUUUCGAUGAGGAUCGACUGCGCAUAGCUUUACGGCAGCUGAUCCAGUUCUCACUUAUAAUCAAAGGCCAAAAUGGCGACAGCUACUCUAUGCACCCUCUUGUGCACAAGUGGGCCCGCGAGCGACCUGGCAUGAGUGUUGCAGCGCAAGCAGUUUGGUCUCAAGCCGCCGCAAUGCUACUAUCACAUUGCAUCCUCAUUCCGCCGCUUGGUAAUACAGAAGAAGAGGAAGACGUUCGGAAAUAUAUCCUGCCUCAUGUCGACCAUGUACGCCAAUGUCAGCAAUCUAUAGAGCAACGCAUGAGAGACAAACGCAUGGCAAGAAUGAAUCCAUUGCCAGUUUUUGAAGGUGGUUUCGAUAGGGACAAAGCUAUCACAUAUGCCAAGUUCAGCUUGGUGUACAUGCAGAAUGGACGGUGGGAGGAGGCUAGGCGACUGCAGACUGCAGUCAAAGAUUUCACGACUCAGAUCCUGGGCCUGAAGCACCCUAUUACUCGUCGUGUUACCCGUCUACUGGCCACAACCCUGUACAAUCUCGGACAAAGUGAGGACUCGGCCAAACUAGAAAAGGAAGUCCUAGACGCAUGUGUGUUAUACCUAGGUGCUGAUCACCGAGAGACACUGGUUGCCAAGUUUAACCUUGGCAAAUCGGUCUUCUUACAAGGCAAAUUUAGCCAGGCGAAACUUCUUCAAGAAGAAGCGGUCGAGGGUCUGACUAGGCUGAUUGGUCUCGACCAAGAAGACACCCUAGAUGCGAUUGACUGGCUUGGCCGGACUCUGCUCAUGUUCUUCACCGAAGAGCAUGUGAAUCGAGCCCGUCAACUUUUUAUCACAGCAUCGGAAGGCAUGAAGAGGGUGCACGGCGAUGAACACACACGCACCCUCGAAGCACGUGAGCACCUUUGUAGUUCCGCCACCAAGACGGGAAACAAGCAACAUCUGGACGAAGCGCAUGAUAUGAUGAUCAAGAUUUUGGAAACCCGGAAGGAAAAACUUGGCAAGGAGCAUGCAUACACAUUACUUGCGAUGGUGAACCUCGCUCUUGUGAAAUGCAAGAUGGGUAUGAUUCAUGAAGCUGAAGCACUCAUCCAACAUGGCCUACCUAUCGCCGCACGCAAUCUAACCGAAGGUCACAUAGCUUAUCUCUGGGGUCGUUAUCAUCUUGGCCGAAUUUGGGUGCUUCAAGAAAGAUGGGCCGAGGCAGAGACAUACCUGGUUGAUGUUACUGAGCGACAGCGUUACACAUUGCAAGGAAGAGGCGAGUUUCAUCCUGAUAGGAUCGGCGGUCUGAUAGAGCUAGCCACAGUCUACAACGCGCUCGGGAAAGUUGAAGAAUGCGAGAGAGUGACAGAAGAAGCUUUGGCUGCACUAGCAAAGAUAUCUACGACUGAACAUCCGGAGGCAAAAAAGUUGAAGGAGAACAGAGACAUGUGGAGGCAACGGAGAAAAGAUAGCAUGGCAGUUCCACCGCGGAUCGACAGACCACAAGACAUUGAGCAGCGCAUUCAGAUUGGACACAUCCACCGGUCAUCGACAUUGUAG
Messenger RNA from Alternaria arborescens, 3219 nucleotides. RefSeq lists its product as hypothetical. Gene Ontology annotation, molecular function: protein binding. The record is from RefSeq and is a predicted model, not a curated record. Lineage: Eukaryota; Fungi; Ascomycota; Dothideomycetes; Pleosporales; Pleosporaceae. The transcript has 4 exons. Bases 1 to 3219 code for a protein of 1072 amino acids.